Molecule: messenger RNA, 1078 nt
Organism: Saprolegnia parasitica CBS 223.65
Lineage: Eukaryota; Oomycota; Saprolegniomycetes; Saprolegniales; Saprolegniaceae
Exons: 2
Coding region: 22-1008 (328 amino acids)
Source: RefSeq, a predicted model, not a curated record
GUGCCACAUUUGCAAGGCAGCAUGGACGACAAUAGCUUUGUCAAGUCGUUUUUUGCUGAAGACAUUGUGCGGAGGUCGUCGCCGCUCGAGCUAUCGACGCCGACGGACUUGACCUUUCAGCCGGAGGACUCGGACUUCUUUGACGAGUAUCCGCUCAUUGAUGACGACGACGUCAAGCAUGAAGGCGAGAACCACGAUCUUUUCGAGCCGCUGGACCCGCUCCUCUCGACGCCCGUGCUGCAGAAAGCCGACCUCGCGUUCUUCUCGUUUCCGUCGAGCCCCGCGUUUGAGGUGCGGGGGCCGCAGCCCGCCUACUAUCAUAACCACUACAACAGCAUGAUCCACACGCUUCCACCAAACUACCACGCCAGCAGCGUACCCCAUCCUCCGCCUCCUGCGACCACGCACCAUCGAAGUAGUAGUACAAUGCAGCAGCCGGCCAUCUACCCGAGCGCGAUGAUGCCGCCACUGUACAAGCCGCCGCCGCCCGUCUUGCCUCUCAUGCGCUCGUACUCGCACCCGAUGAAGCCUGCGCCCGUGCCGAUCACAACGACCAAGAUCCCCGUGCAGCGGUCGGCGACGGUGCCGACGACUGCGAGGGAGCUCGACGACGUCGCGAACUCGUUCAAAUCCAAAGGCAAGCGCUGUACGACCGCAGGCUGUACGCGCCGCGCGCAGUCCAACAAUCGCUGCAAAGCCCACGGUGGGGGCGCGCGGUGCCAGUUUCAGGGGUGCCCCAAGAGUUCGCAAGGCGGUGGCUACUGCCGGGCGCACGGCGGCGGCAAGAAGUGCGAGUUUGAAGGGUGCACGAAAGGCCAGCAGCGCAAGGGCUUUUGCUACGCCCACGGCGGCAUCCGCAAGUGCAAGCACGCCCAUUGCGACAAGAAGGACCGUGGAAACGGGUACUGCAUCGCGCACGGUGGCGGCAAGCGCUGCUCGGUCGACGACUGCGUCAACGCAGUCCGGAAAGGCCGGUUUUGCCGCGUUCACAUGCCCGACGACGGCUAAGUAGACCGCGUGUAAACGAGGGUACACACACAUGUGGUUGCGUUUUGGCCACAUCGUUGUUGGAAUCGAC